AUGAGUGAAUCGGCGACCGCGACUGGCACUACCUGGCGCAGUGCUUGCGUCCUCAGCAUGGAGGCCGCCUCCGCCAGGGUCUCGCGUCAAUCCUCCAUCCUCUGGCCAUUCCACUACCUUGCUCACCGCCUCCUCCUCCUCCUCUCCCGCCAUCGCCACACCUUGCGCCUGAUCCGAGCUGGAUUCCGGGACUGGCGCCUUUGUUGCCCCUCUUCUUCGACGGUGCUCAUCAACGCCUAUGCCAUCGCCAGAGACUCUUCCGCCUGGGGUGACGAUGCGCUGCUCUUCCGGCCCGAGAGAUUCCUUGGCACGGAUCUGGACAUCCGGGGCAGGGACUUCGAGGCAGUGCCGUUUGGAUCGGGGCGGCGACAAUGCCCGGGAAUGGCACUGGCACUCACCACUGUCCAUCUCACGCUCGCCAACCUCCUCCAUGGAUUCGAGUGGAGAGAGCCCAGCGGUGAGAAUGCAACGAGCAAUAUGGAUUGA
Messenger RNA from Selaginella moellendorffii, 486 nucleotides. Its product is annotated as geraniol 8-hydroxylase. The record is from RefSeq and is a predicted model, not a curated record. Gene Ontology annotation, molecular function: iron ion binding; monooxygenase activity; oxidoreductase activity, acting on paired donors, with incorporation or reduction of molecular oxygen. Bases 1 to 486 code for a protein of 161 amino acids. The transcript has a single exon. NCBI's taxonomy places the organism in Eukaryota, Viridiplantae, Streptophyta, Lycopodiopsida, Selaginellales, Selaginellaceae.